Molecule: messenger RNA, 839 nt
Organism: Fundulus heteroclitus (mummichog)
Lineage: Eukaryota; Metazoa; Chordata; Actinopteri; Cyprinodontiformes; Fundulidae
Product: nucleoside diphosphate kinase B
Exons: 5
Coding region: 126-584 (152 amino acids)
Biological process (GO): UTP biosynthetic process; CTP biosynthetic process; GTP biosynthetic process
Molecular function (GO): nucleoside diphosphate kinase activity
Source: RefSeq, a predicted model, not a curated record
CGCCGUUGUCUCAGUCCCCGCCUACACAUAUAAAAGCUCGUGCGCAAACUCCGUAGGUCUUCUUCUACUCUAACUUUCGAGUGGACUGUCUGGGUUCUGAAGCGGAGCUCCACUAGUGAAGAAAAAUGGCCGAAUCAGAGGAGCGCACCUUCCUUGCCAUCAAGCCCGACGGCGUGCAGCGCGGCAUCAUCGGCGACAUCAUCAAACGGUUUGAGAUGAAGGGCUUCAAACUGGUGGGCAUGAAGAUGCUUGAGGCCUCUGAGGACCUUCUGAUGGAGCACUACAUAGACCUGAAGGACCGACCCUUCUUCCCUACCCUCCUCAAGUACAUGAGGUCUGGUCCAGUGGUUGCCAUGGUGUGGGAAGGAAAGGGCGUGGUGAAGACUGGCAGAGUCAUGCUGGGUGAGACCAAUCCUGCUGACUCCAAACCCGGAACCAUCAGAGGAGACUUCUGCAUCGACGUCAGCAAGAACAUUAUCCAUGGCAGCGAUUCGGUGGAGAGUGCCAAAAAGGAGAUUUCCCUGUGGUUCAAACCCGAAGAGCUGGUCACCUACACAAGCUGUGCCUUCAGUUGGCUCUACUGACCUGUUCAGGACCCUUCUGCUCAGACCCCCGACACUUUACCUCAGACUUCCUGUCCUUGGCUGUAGCUUAGAUGAGGAACAUCCUCCACCCAUCUACUCAUCAUGCUGUACAUGGACGUGGUCUUAGUCUGGACCCGUUGUCAUUCCAGCUUUCAUUCCUGGAAAAACAUUCCAUCCAGUCGAUAUCUGUAACUUGUCUGACCCACGGUUUUGUUAAAGGUUGACCUGCUUUGCAAUAAAAGGAAAUGAUUCUAA